Messenger RNA from Sphaeramia orbicularis (orbiculate cardinalfish), 2540 nucleotides. It is a transcript of the gene psen2, whose product is annotated as presenilin 2. Gene Ontology annotation, molecular function: aspartic endopeptidase activity, intramembrane cleaving. The coding region runs from base 107 to 1396 and encodes 429 amino acids. NCBI's taxonomy places the organism in Eukaryota, Metazoa, Chordata, Actinopteri, Kurtiformes, Apogonidae. Gene Ontology annotation, biological process: amyloid-beta formation; calcium ion homeostasis; Notch signaling pathway. Gene Ontology annotation, cellular component: gamma-secretase complex; membrane. The transcript is spliced from 11 exons. The record is from RefSeq and is a predicted model, not a curated record.
CACGUGGUGUGCGGAUCAGCUGACUCGUCUUCCGGGUCGGUGUUUACUCUGAGCGGUUCCAGUUUUUGGGGUUUUUCCGGUUCGGGCGGAUUCUGUUCAGGUGACUAUGAAUGCCUCUGACAGUGAUGAAGACUUCUACAAUGAGCGAACAGCUCUGGUCCCGUCUGAGAACCCGACUGUGCCCUCCUAUAACCUGGACUCAGACCCGCCCUCCGACCUCCCACCCAGAAGGGUCCAGCAGGCUGUGGCCAGGAGGGCAGGGCCAGUAGCUGCAGAUGGUGGUGGCAGUUCAGAUCAGGAGGUGGAGCCAGACGAUGAGGAGCUGACCCUGAAGUAUGGAGCCAAACAUGUCAUCAUGCUGUUUGUUCCUGUCACGCUCUGUAUGGCCGUGGUUGUUGCUACCAUCAAGUCAGUCAGCUUCUACACAGAGAAGACCGACCAACAGCUGAUCUACACGCCGUUCACAGAGAACACUCCGUCGGUCGGUCGCCGCCUCCUCAACUCCGUUCUCAACACCAUCAUCAUGAUCAGUGUCAUUGUGGUCAUGACCAUCUUCCUGGUCAUCCUUUACAAGUACCGCUGUUAUAAGUUCAUCCACGGUUGGCUCAUCCUGUCAUCGCUCAUGUUGCUCUUCUGGUUUAGCUUCAUGUACCUGGGGGAAGUCUUUAAGACGUACAAUGUGGCUGUGGACUACCCAACGGUGGGCGUAAUCAUCUGGAACUUUGGCGCCGUGGGGAUGAUCUGCAUCCACUGGAAAGGGCCCCUCCAACUGCAGCAGGCCUAUCUCAUCCUGAUCAGUGCCCUCAUGGCCCUCGUCUUCAUCAAAUACCUGCCCGAGUGGUCAGCGUGGGUCAUCCUUGGUGCCAUCUCUGUAUACGAUCUGGUGGCCGUCCUCUGUCCUAAAGGUCCUCUCAGGAUGCUCGUGGAGACGGCACAGGAACGAAAUGAGCCCAUCUUCCCUGCGCUCAUUUACUCCUCUGCGAUGGUGUGGACGGUGGGGAUGGCGAGUCCGACAGAUGCCCUGCGGUCCGAAACAGAUGAGGCGGCAGAGCAGAGAGACAGGGAGGUGGAGCCUGAGAGCCAACCAUCAAGAGGAUUUUCAGAAGAUGACAUGGAUGAGGACCGGGGUGUGAAGCUCGGCCUGGGUGAUUUCAUCUUCUACAGUGUUCUGGUUGGAAAAGCGGCUGCGACCGGAGGAGACUGGAACACCACACUUGCCUGCUUUGUUGCAAUUCUCAUCGGCUUGUGUCUGACUCUGCUGCUCCUCGCCAUCUUUAAGAAGGCCCUGCCGGCACUGCCCAUCUCCAUCGCCUUUGGUCUCGUCUUCUACUUCUCCACAGACUUCCUGGUUCAGCCGUUCAUGGACAACCUGGCUGCUCACCAGUACUACAUCUGACAGGAGGCCUUGCCCACCUCACCCAUCUCCCCCUCCUCAUCAUUCUGCUGAUGUAACGCACAAAGACUUCUGUCUGAGUCUGUUUGGUGACGUGUCCUCUGAACCUCAGGAAGUGAUGUAACGUACAGUGAGCAGCUCACCUGGUUGGUUUUCACCUGCUGAAACUCCACCUUUAAUCCUGAAGCUCAGUCUGUUUCCAUGCAGACAAAUUAAAGCCUCUGUUACUGAAACUGCCUCUGACUGGCUGAUGCUUCUGUUGAAUGCUCCAGGUUUUAACCCUCUACUGAGUUGGAAGUUCAAUUUAACACACAUGGAAAUGUAAUAAACAUGGAAUCAGCCCUAAAUGUGAAGAUGAAUACAUGUGACUGGUAUGAAGGAAUCAACUGAUGGGUUAUCAUUAAAAAUACAGGAGCUCAAUAACUGAAAGGGGAGGGGCAUCAGUGUAAAAAAAAAAAAAGUUAAAUCAUUUAUUAAAUUGGAAACAACUGUCUUCAUUUCACUGUUGACUGACUGGUAUUCAUGACAUGUACCCAAUCAGAGCAGUGGGCGGGACAUUUUAUUUGACCAGAUUAAAUAUCAAUCGUUAGUCGAUCGUCACCUACAGACCACGAAGACGAUAAAACCACAGGAACAUAUGACGUCUGUAAAUACAAAAUGCUGUAUGGUUCAUGUACAUGUUUUCACUAAAUAUGUCCAAUAUAUUUAAUUAAAUUCACUAGACACACACAUCACGUUUUUGUAUUUGUUGAUUUCAUUCAAACCUGCUCAUUUUAACAGUUUUUAAGGUGGAUUUUUUUUUUACAAAGCCUUCAGGUGUCUGGUGUAAAACAGUUCCAAAUAUGUCACUUUAUAAUAACUACAUUAAGACAAAACUCAAUUGACAUUUGAUGGAAACAUGACGUCUGCAACAGAACAAGCUCCGAUUUUCAUCUUUUGGUUUGUCUUCGAUGAACCCAGUCGACACAAACCAAACUUCACUCAUGAACCUGUUAGUUUUAGAUGAAGCUGUAAUAACUCGUGUCCAGAGGUCUUAGGUCAUGAUGGGGUUAAUAUAUAUUUUAUAGGUGGUGAUUCAGGUUUAGUUAUUUUUGUACCUGAAACUAGUUUGUUUUCAUUGUUUUGUGGAAUAAAGUUAAAGAGAAAC